Molecule: messenger RNA, 6759 nt
Organism: Esox lucius (northern pike)
Lineage: Eukaryota; Metazoa; Chordata; Actinopteri; Esociformes; Esocidae
Gene: secisbp2l
Product: SECIS binding protein 2-like
Exons: 19
Coding region: 502-3864 (1120 amino acids)
Biological process (GO): selenocysteine incorporation
Cellular component (GO): ribonucleoprotein complex
Molecular function (GO): selenocysteine insertion sequence binding; ribonucleoprotein complex binding; mRNA 3'-UTR binding
Source: RefSeq, a predicted model, not a curated record
UUACCCAACUCAUGUAAUACAGGUAGGCCCUGUAAUGAAAGCAAUAAUAUUUACCUUAAGUUUGUCCUUGUCCAAUUCAUCUGGGUGGUCCUGGAACCUGAGUUUGAAAGCUUCUGUCCUAGUUGACAUUGUCUUCAGAGACCUUAUACUGUAUAACACUAAUGCUAGUUCCUUGGGAACAAUGAGUAAUUAAAAAUAUAUGUCCCACUCUGUCUUCCAAGUCUUGGACCAGCAUUGGUUGUACUAUGAAAGGAAAGUCUAAGUCAUGAAUGGUUGAUGGUUGGGGGAAACCUCUGGGUGAAUGGUUUUAGUUUUUUAUAUGUAUUUUUUAAAACAUUGAUAUUCCAAGAUGCUCCCCCAAUAAUCCUUCAAUGUAUUGGCAUAAAGCAUCUGGCUGAAACACAAGGCCUUCAUGUGUUUUAUAAGGCCUGAAGUCGUGUUCUCUAGCUACAAGGACGCAUACACUACACUCCAGCCCGCUGAUGUCCCAGUCAGGCCAACAUGGGCCUGCUACACCCAUUGCCCUCUGACCACAAGGAUGUGAAACUGUCAGCUGAAGUGGAGCCAUUCAUCCCAAAAAAGAAAGGUCUGGAAGGAUCCCUGGUCGCCAUGAGCCUGUCUGGAGAAGGAGGAGGUGGGGGAGGCGGGGUGGAGCCUACCCCAAUACCCAGCUACCUCAUCACCUGUUACCCUUUUGUCCAGGAGAACCAACCCAACAGGCAACAGCACCCCAUCUAUAAUGGAGGAGGGGACCUGCGCUGGCAGCAGCCCAACCCCAGCCAAGGUGGUCCAUACCUGGCUUACCCCAUCCUGUCUUCCCCCCAGCCUCCAGUACCCAAUGACUACACAUACUACCAGAUCAUGCCUGCCCCCUGCCCCCCCAUGAUGGGCUUUUACCAGCCGUUCCCUGGAACAUACGCCGGGCCCUUGCAGCCUGGUGUGGUAAACCCUGUAUCAACUGAUGUCAGUGAGAGACCACCCCCUCUGGGACAGGCAUUUGGACUAGCCAGUCAGAGAGGAGGCAGAGGUGUCGUCAGACCUGCUGCUCUCCCCAAGCAUCCGCAGCAGCCAGUGGGGUUGUGUCCGCCGCUGAGAUCCAGGAGGCCCCCCACGAGGAGUGUAGCAGUCCAGAAGGAGGGGUGUUCCUCAGGGCCAGACGGUAGGACCAAGACUGUCCUACUGGUGGAUGCUGCUCAGCAGACUGAUUUCCCGGGCGACAGUGCGUCUGGUCGUGGUGCGUCCGAGUGGGAACGGGAGCAGGUCAGCCCACUGCAGUGGAAGAACCGACCCCGGAGGAGGCGGGCUUCACACCCUACCGAGAGCUCCAGCGAGCAGGGUACCAGUGAGGCUGACAUUGACAGUGACAGCGGAUACUGUAGCCCCAAACACAACCAGCAGGCCUCUGGGGCUACGCAACGUACAGCUGUUACAGCCCCUACGGGAGUGGAAGCAGGUGUAAUGACAGUGAGCUGGGUGAAUGUAGCAUCUCAGGCCACUCAGAAGCCGUGGUCAGACAACAGAAGCACCCCGUUCCACAGGUCAGGGAACUACUCACAGCAGGAUGUUCAUGCUGGGUACCAAGGUGGGCGUGUCUGUCCUAACUCCGCUCCUGCAGAAAGCAGCUGUGGCCUGCAGCAGAGACGGCUCCAGCCCAGAGUUGGUCCUGGGACUGAGCUGGCAUCAGAUGCUGUGUAUCGGCAGCAGCCUGGGGCGGAGAUUGCUCCUGAGCCCCUCUACUUUGAGGAUGAGGAGGAGUUUCCAGAGCUGGUCUCAGGAGGAGGAGCACCGAGAAACAAUAAACCAGACCCUAACCCUGCCCAGAACCAGUCCCAGACCAAAUUAACCAAGAACCUGCUGGAUAACCUUCCAGAGAACUCUCCCAUCAACAUCGUCCAGACUCCCAUUCCCAUCACCACCUCCGUCCCCAAGAGGGCCAAGAGUCAGAGGAAAAAGGCUCUGGCAGCUGCUCUGGCUACGGCACAGGAAUACUCUGAGAUCAGCAUGGAGCAGAGGAAACUACAGGAGGCACUGACUAAAGCAGCUGGGAAGAAGAGUAAGACUCCAGUCCAGCUGGACCUGGGAGACAUGCUGGCUGCCCUGGAGAAACAGCAGCAGGCCAUGAAGGCCAGACAAAUAAACAACACCAAACCACUCUCCUUUACAGUGGGCACCACUGCUCCUUUCCAUGGGUCUGGCCCAGGUCCGGGCGUGGCAUCAGCGUUGAAGGCCCAGCAGUCCUACCCUGCCCCCCACAACAUACUGGACUCCAGCGCCCCACGGCUGAAGAGGGGCAAGGAGAGGGAGAUCCCUAAAGUCAAACGACCCACUGCCUUGAAGAAGAUCAUUCUGAAGGAGCGUGAGGGCAAGAGAGGGAAGCUGUGUGUGGACCAGUCUGCAGCCAGCCAAGAGGAGCAAGGGGAGGAGGAGCUGAACUUCACAGAUGACCUGUCACGUGAGCCCCCUUCUCAGGAGGAGAACGGUCUGAGUGUACCCAGUGAUGAUGCGUCCCUGUCUCCGGCCAGUCAGAACUCACCAUACAGCAUCACGCCCGUUUCCCAGGGUUCCCCUGCAUCCUCUGGCAUCGGCAGUCCCAUGGCCUCUAACGCCAUCACCAAGAUACACAGCCGCCGCUUCAGAGAGUACUGCAACCAGGUCUUGAAUAAGGAGAUCGAUGAGAGUGUGACACUGCUGCUGCAGGAGUUGGUCCGGUUCCAGGAAAGGGUGUACCAGAAGGACCCCACCAAAGCCAAGGCCAAACGCAGGCUAGUCAUGGGCCUUAGAGAGGUCACCAAACACAUGAAGCUCCACAAGAUCAAGUGUGUGCUAAUCUCCCCUAACUGUGAGAAGAUCCAGGCCAAAGGCGGUCUAGAUGAAGCUUUGUACAAUGUGAUUGCCAUGGCCAGGGAGCAGGAGAUCCCCUUUGUGUUUGCUCUGGGUCGGAAAGCUCUGGGCCGCUGCGUCAACAAACUGGUGCCUGUCAGUGUUGUGGGCAUCUUCAACUACUCCGGAGCGGAGGGUCUGUUUAACCGGCUGGUGUCUCUAACGGAGGACGCUAGGAAGUCCUACAAGGACAUGGUGUCAGCACUAGAGCAGGAGCAGGCAGAGGAGGCCCUGAAGAACGUCAAGAAGGUCACCCACCACAUGGGCCACUCCCGGAACCCCUCUGCUGCGUCCGCCAUCUCCUUCUGCUCGGUGAUCUCCGAACCUAUCUCUGAGGUCAACGAGAAGGAGUACGAGACCAACUGGAGAAGUAUGGUGGAGUCGUCGGACGGGCUUGAGCCUGUAGAGACUGAAGCCAGCUGUCCUGCUCUUUCCUCUGGGUCACUUAGAGACAGGCAGGGCCCUCCCUCCAGCACCAGCCACAGCCCUUACCAUACAGCCCUCCAGCUUAGAGCAGCUGCCCCUGCCCCAGCCUCCGGGUCAGGGGAGAGAGAGGAUGGACGCACAGAUGACCGGUUGGAGCUGGCCUCCCAGCAGAGCACAGAGACAGGCAGCCUUGAUGGGAGCUGUAGGGAUCUCCUUAACUCCUCCAUCACUUCCACCACCUCCACCCUGGUCCCUGGCAUGCUGGAGGAGGCAGAAGAAGAGGAGGAGGACGAGGAGGAGUAUACUCCAGACCCCAUCUCUGUGGAGGUGCCUGCAGUCAUCAGCCGCAUUGAGUCCUGGGUGUCUAAGACCUUGGAAAACCUUCAGCUGGGGAAGGGCCACGACAGCACGGAGGAGGAGGAGGAGGAGGAAGAAGAGGAGGAGGAGGAGGAAGAAGAUGAAGAAGAGGGAGAGCAGAGUGAGGAGGAUGAAGAGUUGGAUUCUGCUGAUGUCACGGAGACUGGGCUGGAGAAGAUUGAGGACAAGAUCAGUGCUUGAUCAGACCUUAUUAAUCUAAUAAUAUCUCUUACUCUCAACUCACCCUCACGUCUCCCAAACUCCCCUAACAUAACCUCUCACCUCUCACACACUCCCCUAACAUAACCUUUCCCCUCUCCCACACUCCCCUAACAUAACCUUUCCCCUCUCACACACUCCACUCACCCUCCCACCCUCCAUCUCUCAUGUGCAGUGUUGAACCAGCAGCUCUCUUCUGUAACUUUGGACAUCAGACAUUAUCUCAGGAAUCUGAAGGAACACACCCACCCUCAGACUAAUCUACCAACCACAGACGGCAAAAUCUCUCCUGGUCUCUCUGAUGGAUAGACUCCUCUCAACAGCCUUCAACUGUGGCCACUGGCCUUGUGGGACUGGUCUGAUGUGGCUGAGGGAAGGCCAAGCCUGGCUGUCCCCCCGUACCACCACUCCCGGUUCCCCAGCUGUGCAGAGAGGCUUUCCCUUCCUCCGUCUCUGUCUGUAUGACGCAGAACCACCGAGAUGAAAGAACUCUGAAGGAGACUGCUGACUGUAGAACUACUCACCGGAGGAGAAUUUCCCCUCUUUUCAGAGAUCCAUUUCCUCUCCCUGGCAGUUGAACAGAUGUCUAUGACAUGUUAAGGAAUUGGUUCCAUUCAUUAUGUUUUGUUCCUGUGCGUACCUCUGAUUGGCUUGGUCUGUCAUUCUUCCAAAACCACACUGGCACGUUGUUAGUGAUUGAGAAAAAAAAGUCUGGUAGCUUUCCCAAAAUUCCCAGAGUUCUCCAGGAAUCCUGGUUUUAAGAAGAUGGGACUGGGGAAUUUUUGGAAAGUUUGUGACAUUUUGCAUACCUACAUGUUGUGUUUCUGAUGUUGGUCAACCUUCUCAGCCAGUGUAAUAUAUAGACAUCAUUACUUUAGUUAGUACUUCCUUCAUCACACCUCUGUGUCUCUAGGAUUAACGGUGGCAAAUGGGAAAAAGUAGUGUUUGAAAGUUUCUGAUUGAAAUGACAUGAAAUAUACUAACAGUAACUGAAACUAGAACAAAUUGUUGAUGUAAAUAACCUGUAUAGGUGUUUCUGAGACUAACCUGUAAUAAUGAUAAUAAUAUUGACCAGUGUAAAAAUGUUUUGUUUGGUGUUUUGAGUGGAUUAUGUUGUUGCUUGCUGGCAGCUACCAUCUGUAUUUUACAAAUGUUUAGAGCCAUGGUUCUCUCACCACUCCUGGGAACCCUCAACUGUCUAACAAUUUUGUUGUGGCCCCAGACUAGCUCAUGCCAUUAAGGCUUUCAGAAUUAAUUGACAAGUUGAUUCAGGUGUGCUAGCUCUGGGAUGCCUCUAAUAUAUGGAACAGCUGGGGUUCCCCUGGAGAGCUUUGAAUACACCUGGGUUAGAGGAAUUAACUGGGAGAAAGAAUUCUGCCGUGGUCGUUCUCUUGUGGCAUCUGACAGGUUAAUGUAUUCUACUGAGUGGGACUUGCAACUUCAUUGGCUGACACCUCUUGAUGACCUGGUUGGUCAUGUGAUCAACUCAAACUGGGUCGUCAGAUAGGAUUGGCCAAUAUAUUAUACUUGAUUACUUCAACCUAGGGAUAGCCUCAGUAGUGCUGCCCUUGCUAAAACAGACACCAUACUCGCAUGGACCCUCAAAUGAGAUCUCUUUCCAUCUCUUUUUUAUUUAAAUUUUUUUACUAUAGCCAUAGUUGGUAAAAAUUGCGAGACAUCCUACUGUCCAAUCAUUUGUCUUGUUGGGCUGAAUUGGGGAGGGGAGAAGACAGUAAGAAGAUUGGAUCCGGUUCACAUCAAAGAUUAGGUACAUGCCACAGCCACUUGGAGAGAGCACAGAGACCAUGAAAAUGAUUGAAUGAUCAUCCUUUGUCCACCAACUUUGCUGUAGCUUUCUGGGAUGUAUCGGGUUGUCUCUGGUUUGAUUAGUUAAGGUCCCCUUCCGCUGACCGGUGAAACGCGUGUGUGUGUGUGUGUGUGUGGGGACAGGUAAAUGUACUGUAAUUAGCUGUCAUCAAAGACUUUGGGCGUUUUUAGUUGACAUGUAGUAGGCCAGCCUGUCCGUGGUUAUGUGACAAACUGUAUACACAGGGGUCAAAGGUCAGAUGUUGGUAUCUGGCUGACUAGAAAAAAAGGGGGCAGAGCCACUACAUGAAACCACGUGCAUAUUAAUAAAAUAAUUAUGCAGAUCACACGUUAUCUAUGUAAAUAAAUUGUGAGAAAAAUAAUGUUUAAACUACAGUGUAAGUAACACCCAAAUCACUUUGUUCUUAGGACCAUUUGGUAGAGGAAUAACAUCAACAUUUUUGAUGACAGAGGACCUACAAAUCAAGUUAUGUAUUGUUAAAUAGAGAAGGAGGAUCCAUGUGUACCUGUGAUGUGUUGCCUGAGGGGGGAGGGCCGGGAGGGAAUUGGGAGGUGUGUGAGGUACAAAGUCUGCUUUGGGUCAGUUUGUUUUUCAUUUUAGUUAAUUCAGGAUACAAAUCCAUUUGAGACGGAAAUAUUGGAAACUGCCAAUGGUGUUCUGAGGUACAUUUCUAUCAUUGUGUUUAAUGGAGGCCAGCUGUUAUAUGGAGUCGUCAUGAAGGUGUCUGCAGUAUUUUUUAGGUAUGCUGGUCAUGUGCAGGUUAAUCCUCAUCUCUAACUCUUUCGUAACAGAAUGUCUAGAGCCAUGGCAAGCAGUGAGUCCUUUACACCUUGUAAAUACAGCCAGCUUCUGGUAACUAAUGUGAAGGAAGCAAAAUGGUUGAAUGAAGUAACUUUUCUUAACCUGGGUUCCUUGUCUUUCUCUGGCUCUCUCUUUCUGACUGUAAAGUGAUAGCAACCUGUAGAGGAUUUUCCCAGACCGUUAUUGUUCUUAACCGACUAUCUGGACUGAUCACUAAUAUCAUUAAAAUGUUGUUUAAGUAAUCCACA